CUUGACAUGUUAAUGUUGGAUACUUUAAUAUAGUUGUUGUUGGCGUAUGUGAGUAUACCACGCUAUGAAGGCCCAGAGUUGGAUCAUAUAAUAGUCCAGGAGGAUGCAAAACAACUCUAUAAAUCAGGGGAGAAAAGGAUAGGAACUGAUGAGAAGAUGUUUAUAAAGAUUUUUAGUGAGAAAAGCAGCACACAUUUGGCUGCAGUCAAUUCUGCUUACAUAGCUUCAUAUGGACACUCACUAGAAAAGGCAAUAAAGAAGGAAACAUCUGGCUCUUUUGGGAGUGCCCUCUUAACCAUACUACGUUGUGCUACUGAUCCUGCUAUGUACUUUGCCAAGAUUCUACGCAAGUCAAUGAAGGGUGUGGGAACUGAUGAUAGUAGACUAAUAAGGGUAAUUGUAACAAGGACUGAGAUAGACAUGCAUUAUAUAAAAAUAACAUAUUAUAAGAAAUAUGGAAAACCAUUAACUCACGCUGUUAAGUCAGACACAUCAGGCCAUUAUAAAGAUUUUCUUCUGAAUCUUUUAGGUUCUGAUUAUUAGUGGAGGACAAUUUAAGUCAUGCACUACCAUACUACCAUGGCAAGGAAAUAAUGUCUCUCUCUCUCCUUGUGGCAGUUUGAUAACUUCUAAUUAAACCAUCCAAGGAAUUAUGUUAUGGUAUCAGAAAAAUUUACUCAUUGGAGCUAAACUCUUUAUACAAGUGGUAUUGGCUUAAAUGGAAGUGGGUUUGUUUUGUUUUAGUUUCAACAUUUGAUAGUGUUU
This is a messenger RNA of Glycine soja, 765 nucleotides long. RefSeq names its product annexin D5-like. The transcript has 3 exons. Gene Ontology annotation, cellular component: cytoplasm. Gene Ontology annotation, molecular function: calcium ion binding; calcium-dependent phospholipid binding. NCBI's taxonomy places the organism in Eukaryota, Viridiplantae, Streptophyta, Magnoliopsida, Fabales, Fabaceae. The record is from RefSeq and is a predicted model, not a curated record. The coding region runs from base 157 to 543 and encodes 128 amino acids.